This is a messenger RNA of Zophobas morio, 322 nucleotides long. Its product is annotated as ATP-dependent zinc metalloprotease FtsH 3-like. Gene Ontology annotation, cellular component: chloroplast thylakoid. The transcript is spliced from 4 exons. Gene Ontology annotation, molecular function: ATP-dependent peptidase activity; ATP binding; metalloendopeptidase activity. The record is from RefSeq and is a predicted model, not a curated record. Lineage: Eukaryota; Metazoa; Arthropoda; Insecta; Coleoptera; Tenebrionidae. Gene Ontology annotation, biological process: proteolysis. Bases 44 to 286 code for a protein of 80 amino acids.
GGCCCAUUCUGAUAUCGAAAAAGCCACGCAAGUCGCGAGGUCGAUGUUGGGUUUAGUCUGCUUUAAUGAAGAAACUAAUAUUAGUAGCGAGACGAAGAAAGUAAUUGAUUCUGAAAUUAAAGCUUUAUGCCAGUCUGCUUAUGAAAAAGCAAAAAAUAUAAUUAAAUCUAACGAACGGCAACUUCAUCUAAUUGCUGAAGCUCUCUUAGAUAAAGAAACUCUAUCAGCCGAAGAGUUAUACAGAGUCGUGGGGCUGAAGAAUCCAAAAGUCAAAGCUAAUGCUUGAAGCAGAAAAGAAAUUCGUUAAACUCCUUUUAUUUUA